Diaporthe citri is the source of this 444-nucleotide messenger RNA. RefSeq lists its product as uncharacterized. The transcript has a single exon. The record is from RefSeq and is a predicted model, not a curated record. NCBI's taxonomy places the organism in Eukaryota, Fungi, Ascomycota, Sordariomycetes, Diaporthales, Diaporthaceae. Bases 1 to 444 code for a protein of 147 amino acids.
AUGUCUUCCGACUGGACACACUCUUACUGCCUCACCUGCGACAAGCAGACAGACAGCACCACAUACUGCUCCGAGUCCUGCCGACUGGCAGAGUACGAACAGUCAUCGACCCCCAGCACCGGCCCAAGCUCCCCUGCCUUCAGCGGUCCUAGCUACCCAUGGGGAUAUUCGAAACCCGCAACGGGGUUGAACAAGCUCUACCUGUCACCAGCCUGUGACUUCAGCCAUUCAGCCGCGCAAUCGUCACAGCGUCGUUCCUCGCUCGCCUUGCCGCAGCGGGUCCUCUCACCAUCGAGCUCCCACGCCAGCCUGUGUUCGAUGAAGAGCACCUCCUCUGCCAGCACGGAAGCCGCGAUGCAACUAUCUGACGCGGCCAGGAAAGAGCUGCUCGCCUACGCGAGCUCGUUCGAGAACGCCCGAUCUUCACGGAGGCAGUCUCACUGA